CUAGCCCACCAUGACGAGCCGUCUCAAGCGCAAGUUGAACGACAUGGGCAUAGACCCGGCAAGCGCCCGUGCCAACGAGUCUUUCUGUCUCAUCGGCACUCCCCUGCCUCCGCUCGAGAAGUCCAAGGACACGGGAGAGUUCGUUCCUCUAUGGAAACAAGAGGUUCGAGACGAGAAAGGUCGACGACGCCUGCACGGCGCGUUCACGGGAGGAUACUCGGCCGGCUACUUCAACACGGUGGGGUCGAAGGAAGGAUGGACCCCUCAAACAUUCGUAUCGUCGCGCUCAGAACGCGCCAAGAAGAAGCAAGCCCGGCCAGAGGAUUUCAUGGACGAAGAGGACCUUGCUGAACUCGCCGAAUCGCGCAAGCUCGUCGACGAGACAGAGGAAAUGGACAUCCUCGGCGGCACCCAGGCCGAAAUGAGCAAACGCACCGGCGACGUCGAGGACGACUCAAUGGCAGCGAAAUUGGCCUCGACCCUCCUCCCUGCCCCGAAGGACUCUGCCGGCGCGCGCAUCCUCAAGAAGAUGGGCUGGCGCCUCGGCCAGGGUAUCGGCCCGCGACUCACCCACCGCCAACGCAUGCUGCAAGACCUUCAGUUCUCCGCCGGCGCGGUCACCGAGAUCCCGCCCGACGCCGAGGACGACGAAGAAGCGAAGAAGCAUACGUACGCACCUCGGGACACACCGCUCCUGUUGACGACGAGGAAGGACAACACGCACGGCCUGGGUUAUAGCGCGGGGAUGGGGCUGAACGAGAGCCUCGGCGCGUCAGGCUCAAAGGGCCCUAUUGGCCCACGACUGUCAGGUAUGCCUCUUUCCCUUCCUCCUUCGGUCCACAAGCAAACCCCGUCAUCUGCAGCUGGCUUCGGUCUCGGCGCUCUGAACGAUGCAGACGAGGAUGAUCUCGACGUCUACGAUCCCUCCGGGUCGAACCGUUCCGCCACGCGCAUGGCCUACGACAUCGCCGACCACGACGACCCCGACCGAAUCGCUAUCGGUGGACGGUCCACCCGCGGACCCACGGCCGCGCCGCGACUUCAACAACCAGUGGGAUACCAGACCUUCCGCGACGGCCGGCCGGUCCUCAAAGGCUUCAUACUCUCAGACCAACCGGUCGCCGAGGACAAAUGGUUUCCGCUACCAGACGUCCCUGCAGGAUGGAAGCCCGAUCCGAAGCGCGUUUGGACGUCAAAGUGGGACAAGGAGAACAUGGACGAUCCGAAGAAGCGACUGGCCGAUGAAGGACCCAAGAGCCAUCACGACUGGAAGAGAGGCGUGUCCGCAGACGAGCGCGGCGCACUCUUGGGCGAGACACCUCUUCCUGCCGCACCGAAGUCCGUGUUCGACUUCAUCUCCAGCAAAGACCGCGACCGGCUCAAGACCAUCGCCUCCACUGCGCACCAACCGUCCGCCCCCGUUCCGCCGCCCGCAAAGCCCGCAAACAUCCAAAUACCGCACGUCGAGCCCUCCACCGCGCAACUCGCCCUCCGCGGCUUCCAGCCCUACACGUCCGACCCCGUCCGCCAAGCGCGCUACACCGCCUUCCUCCAAUCACACGCCAACUCGCAAGAACUGACCAUCGAACCCCUACCCGGCAAAUCGGCCGAGGAGUUCAACAAGGAGCUCGCGGACUACGCGAAGUCGGCGAUGGUGUUCCGCCCGCUGGGCGGGGCGAUGGCCGGGCGCUUCACGAGCGCGCGCGCGCAGGACUUGGGCCCGAAGAUCCAAGAGGGGCUGUUCACGCCCAAGUUCGCCUCGGGCGGGUUCGAGGGAGGAGCAGGCGAGCAGCAGCUGAGCGCGGAGGAGCAAAAGCAGAAGGAGGAGGAGGAGCGGAAACGCAAGGAGGAGGAGGAGCGCGAGCAGAACCCGCGCGCGUACGCGGCGCGGAUGGGGAUGUACGGCCCGCUCACGCGCGAGGUGCGUCCGUGGCAGCCGUCCCGGUUGCUCUGCAAGCGGUUCGGUGUGAAGGAUCCGAAUCCGGAGCCGGUGGCGCCGGAGCCCGUGCCUGGCGCGCCGCCUGGGACGUCGGCGGGCCCGGGCUCAGGCUGGGACGCGGAGGCAGCGCUUGCGGAGGCGGGCAAGUCGGCAGAGGAGGUGUCGGCCAUCAUGGCGGGCGCGCCGGCGAAGGGCAAGGGAGGGAAGCGGGACCUGGCGAACGUCGGGUUGGGAGAGGAUGAGGAACAGGGCAGGGACACGCUGACGUACGAGCGGCCGAGCAUGGACAUUUUCAAAGCGAUUUUUGCCAGCGAUGAGGAGGACAGCGACGAGGAGGAUAAGGCGGAAGAGGAACCGGAUCAACCAAGCGUAGUUGCAGUUAAGGAUGCGCCGGCAACGCAACAGGGGUUUCAGGCAACGCCGGCACACCCUACGGUCUCAGGUCCGACGAAAGCACUGUACGAGCCAAAGUCAAACGGACUCGCCCCCGACAGUGCGCUCCCGGAGAAGGUCGAUCUGGCGACCUUCAAGCCGACGUUCGUCCCACGGUCUGAACGCGAGACGAAGAAAUCGAAGGACAGGGACCGGAAGGAUAAAAGGGAUAAGAAGGGCAAGGGCAAGGUGCUCGUGUCGUUUGCGGACGACGAGGGUGAAGACGGGGGCCUUGUGUCUUCUGCGGCGCCGAAGAAAGAGAAGAAGAAGAAAGAUAAGGAGAAAGGCCGGGAUAAGAUCAAAGAGAAGGACAGGGACAAGGAAGACGGGAGAGAGACGAAGAAGCGAAGGCAUAAAGAAGAAGAAGACGACGACGAGAGUAUGUGGGUCGAAAAGCCGCCGCCGGAAGUUGUCAAAGCAUUAGAGGCUGGCAGUACGCACGUUUCAAAACCAGACGUGGAGGAUGGCACCGCUUCGCGGGGAAGAAAGCGGGCAGCAGAUUUCAUGUAGCUGGCCUUACACGGACUCGCUGUGCACCACAUCCUAUUCGACCGGUUGCCAUCCUCUUUGUUCAUACAUGCGCGCCGAGCAGCGCAGAAUCCAACUUCUCCACCGCGGAUUCCCAAUCCUCUUUCGCGUCCUCCUCUGAAACCCACGCGUGAGCCUGCUGCAUCAUUUUCUCCAGUUCCUUCAAGUCAACAUCCGUUCCUUCCCGUCCGGGCACGAUGAAGCUUUGCAAACGCGAGGCGAGGCGCGACAGUUCAGCGGCUUGUUGAGCACGAGGGCGGCGGACGUCGGAAUAAACCUGGAUGGCGAGACCAACAUUUGAUGUGUUGAUUCGGGGAUCGCGCAAAAGAGUCGAGAGAAUAUAUACAUCCUAUUCGGGAGUCAAAGACACGCUUGAUUGACACCAUGAUAUGACCGACCUCUAUCACCUGGCCGGCGCCGGCUCCUUGAUGUGGCAUGAGCGCAUGCGCCUGGCUUAGAUAUCAACGAUGAGCUAUGAAGAUACUUCGUAUGCAGACAUACUGCGUCUCCCAGGAGAGCGACUCGCCCAGAUGCGAACGUGGGCAAGGGUUUCACGACGUUGACCGCCCAUUUAUUCAUGGGAAGUCCGGGCAAACAAGCCAGUGCUUGUUGUACGAGAGGUUCCCAGCCUUGGCCGUGGUGGUAAGCAGCGAUAAACUCCUCGGGAUCCACAUCCGAGAUCGAUGGCCCCGAGUAGAUAGUGCCUUCAGCCUCAUGGUUGAUAACGUAGCCUGAAAAAUUGAACGCCUUUCCCUUCUGUAUAGGGAACAACAGGAUGUUCCCGUUCCUGCCAAUAUAGUGGAUCAUCGGCAGUUUGCCCAGCGCCGGGUGAUCUGGGGCGAGUUCCUCCAGCCUCUCUCGUGGGAUAACGGCUCUAUACACGAGGUGUCCGCUCCAGUAGACACCUUUGCAAGAACGAAACUCCUCGGCUUCUUUGAAGCGCUGCUCGCAUUCUGCAUCCUUUGCCAGCUCCUCCAUCAUAGUUAGUCUCACUGACGACCGCAAGCCGUCCGAACCGACAAGGACAUCGCACUCGGCCUCCGUUCCAUCUUUGAAAGCGAGCUUGAUCGGCCGCUCAGAAGAAGAGGACUGCAGGUAAGAGACUAGUCGCUUCGAGACGUGCAGAGUGCAAUUGUGACGAGAGUCAAGAGCGUGCAUGAGCAUGAUGUGAAACUCUCCACGAUGCACGGUCGUGCAGCCGCCUUGAUCAUACGGGGCGAGAAUUGGUAGGCCACAGGCUGGUCGGACUUGCGUACUAUACCAGUAGGCACUGUAUCUUCGUGAUACGCACAGCUUAUAGCGGCUACCUGGUCAUCUAGACCCAU
Messenger RNA from Punctularia strigosozonata HHB-11173 SS5, 4224 nucleotides. RefSeq lists its product as uncharacterized. Gene Ontology annotation, cellular component: nucleus. Lineage: Eukaryota; Fungi; Basidiomycota; Agaricomycetes; Corticiales; Punctulariaceae. The record is from RefSeq and is a predicted model, not a curated record. Gene Ontology annotation, molecular function: RNA binding. Gene Ontology annotation, biological process: mRNA processing. Bases 11 to 2881 code for a protein of 956 amino acids. The transcript is spliced from 11 exons.